This is a messenger RNA of Apis florea (little honeybee), 2684 nucleotides long. RefSeq names its product Ceramide kinase (gene Cerk). NCBI's taxonomy places the organism in Eukaryota, Metazoa, Arthropoda, Insecta, Hymenoptera, Apidae. Gene Ontology annotation, molecular function: ceramide kinase activity. Gene Ontology annotation, biological process: ceramide metabolic process; phosphorylation. The record is from RefSeq and is a predicted model, not a curated record.
ACCUUUACGGUUUGACACGAUUCACGGUAAGUCGAUCGUGCAGUUGUGCUCGAGCUACGAGCGAGCAAGGUCGUUGCGUAUUCUAAUUGUUUGUGUUCCAUUCGUGAGAAUUGUUUCUCAUUUUCGUGUUAAUUAUUUUAUAUAUCAUAAAUCGAUCAGUGUGGAGAUGACAUUUGUACAAUCUCUUCGUUGAAAGAGCUACCUUUGGAAAGGCAGCCAAAGUCAGCCGUCAAUAUGAUGCAGGAGAUUUCAGACCAAUCUUCCAGGACAGUGCUCCUGAACACAUUCGUAGUGAAAAAGAAACGGUGUAGAGUCUACUUUCAUCGUGGCACGCUCAUCUGGGAAACAGAGAAACCGCCAUACACAAGAUGGACGCUACCAAUGACCGACGUGCUCGCCGUGCGCUACGGUGACGAUUGGAUACACGGGGUAAACUUUAAGGAGAAGCAACUGACAACGUCGCCCACGUCACCUACCGUCUGCCCGACGAAUUUCAUUCUCCACUACGCUGUGCACGGGCCAAAGAACAAAUGGAGCCAUCACAGCGUGACCAUGAGCCACACCGAUCCGAGACAAGUCGCCUCCUGGGUCAAGACCAUACGAAAUUACCUCAUGGGACUGACCCAUCGACCCAGAAAGAUCUUACUGUUCGUCAAUCCGUUUGGAGGGAAGAAGAAGGGGUUGAAGAUUUGGGAGAAGGACGUGCAACCCUUGAUGACCAUUGCUGGCAUCGAAACGAAGAUGCUGGUCACAGAGAGGGUCAAUCAUAUCCGUGAUAUCCUCUUAAGUACUGAUCUUACGGAUUUCCAUGCGGUGGUCUGCAUCGGUGGAGACGGUACCCUAGCCGAGGUGAUCAACGGCCUUGUGCUGAGGACUUCGAGGGAUCGACAGAUCGACCCCAAUAAUCCCGAGGCGAACUUACCGACUCCUCGACUUCCGAUCGGUGUGAUACCCAGCGGAAGUACCGAUACCGUUGCUUACAGUCUUCACGGAACCACGGAUGUGCAAACAGCGGCUAUACAUAUCAUCUUCGGCGACAGCGCCGGCCUUGACAUCUCCUCGGUUCACAAUGACCACACGUUGCUCAGGUUAUACGCCAGCAUGCUCAGUUACGGUUACCUGGGUGACGUGAUACGGGACAGCGAGAAGUUCCGGUGGAUGGGACCCCAGAGAUACGAUUAUUCGGGUUUCAAGAAGAUCCUUGGGAAUAAAGGUUAUGAAGGUGAGAUUCAACUUCUUUCGGACCCUUGCCAUCCGGCAACCAGCACAAGGUGUACAAAAAACUGCACUAGAUGCCUGCAACACAUGCAUAACAGCAAUUCGGAAAAAGAAUAUCCAGUUAGAUGGAUGACUGUCAGAGGCAAAUUCUUCAUGGUAAAUGGUGCCAAUCUCGCGUGUGGCUGUGCCAGAAGCCCUAUGGGAUUCAGUCCCCACUGUCAUAUCGGGGAUGGUUGCGUGGAUGUGAUUCUGGUUCGGCAUACGUCGCUCUUUAACAAUAUUAGGAUGUUGCUCAGGUUGUCCAGCAAACAGAAAACUCUGUACGAUCUACCCUUCGUGGAAGUGUACAGAGCGAGGGAGUUCACGUUCCGCGCCCUGCCCACCAUGCACAUGCACUCAGACAGAGAGAACAUUAACAAUCGCUAUAUGAGUUCAAACCUGAGCGUGUGGAACUGUGAUGGCGAGGUGAUCGAUAACUCCAACGUGAAAAUCAGAGUACACUGCCAACUAGUGAACAUAUUCACGAGACGAGCUCAGGAACCAGUUCACGGCCGGACAUGUUUCUGUUAAUGGCGAGUAAUCGGUCGAUCUGUUCUCGCCAAUAUCGUUUGAAGUAAGAACAAGACGAAAAUGCGUAUUUCCGCGAGACGCUACGGUAUUAAAAUCAUAGUUCCUUUGACUUGCCCUAAAUAUAAAUCGUAAUAACGAUGUAUAUCAUGAUUACGAAAAAUCGUCUCGAUCGGUGACGAAAGUUUCUAAAAUCGUUAAAGUUGAUGAUUAAAAUUUGGAAAGUUGAAAUUUUCAAAAUUUUCAAACUUUAAAUCUUAAUCCGCGAAAUCACAACUCGCAAGAUAUCGUUAUUCGAAUGCCUGACUAUCGAUAAAAUAUUCCACUGAAUAUUUUGCGCGAGUCAUAACUGUUAAUUAAUUUAUAUUAUCAUAUCAAGAUCUGACACGAUUAAGAAGCAUAUCCAUGAAGACCUCAAAGGAUACGAGAUUUUUUUAUUAAGUUUACACGAUAGUCGGCUAAUAUUUUCGCCUUUCUUACUUUUAAAGUAUAGUCUGUAAUCGUCGAACAUUCCAUCGUCUCCAGCAUGCGGCUCAGUCGAUAAGAAUGUACUUACAAAAUUUUGUAUAACAAAAACCGGUGUUUUCCGGUAUUUUUUCGACAUUGUUGCACUGGUUGCGCAUUUUCGUACUUAAAAACACGUAUAUACACAUACGCAAUAUACGGUUAUUGUAGAUUCGGUGCACGAAUGGUCUCUUUCCUGUACGAUAUUAUCAUUAGAACACCUUUCUUUUCGAUAGUGUUUGUUUAGAGACAGGGAGUACAGUAUGAGCAACGUUCUUGUAACUCGAGUAAAUAUUUUUUAUCUGGAAAACAAGUAAAAAAAAAAAAAGGAAGAAAAAAAAUUAUGAAUAUUAAAAGAAACGAAUUGAAGAGGAGAACAAAAUUUAAAAAAGAAU